This is a messenger RNA of Zymoseptoria tritici IPO323, 2514 nucleotides long. RefSeq lists its product as uncharacterized. Gene Ontology annotation, molecular function: FMN binding; nitric-oxide synthase activity. Lineage: Eukaryota; Fungi; Ascomycota; Dothideomycetes; Mycosphaerellales; Mycosphaerellaceae. The transcript has a single exon. The record is from RefSeq and is a predicted model, not a curated record. The coding region runs from base 1 to 2514 and encodes 837 amino acids. Gene Ontology annotation, biological process: nitric oxide biosynthetic process.
AUGUUCUGGAAUCAGCAGCUUCUGUCUUUUGCGGCGUACGAGCAAGACGACGGCAGUGUCUUAGGAGAUCCUGCGAAUUUGCAGCUGACGAAAGAUAUCACCGAGCUCGGAUGGUGUCCACCUACUUUCAGAACACGCUGGGACCUCCUGCCCAUCGUGGCAAUGGCAGAGGGAGAUGAGCCUUACUGGCUUGAAGUGGCCGAAAAAGACUUUCCUCUGGUUCCGAUCGCCCACCCGCAACUCCGGCUGCAAUUCGAAAAACUUGGUCUACGCUGGGUACCUGCGCCGGCCUUGUCUCGACUUGGCUUCGAUAUUGGAGGUGUACAGUAUACCGCAGCACCAUUUAUCGGCUGGUUCAUGGACGCAGAGAUUGGCGUCCGAAACUUGGCCGACACGUUCAGGUACAAUGCCCUGCCGCAAGUUGCUGUGGCUCUAAAUUGGAUCAGAUCGGAGCACGAAAUUGAUCGACUACCGGAGUAUGAGAGACUCGCCGUGCUAUCACGAGCACAGACUGAGCUGAACUUCGCCGUCUAUCAUUCUUUCAAGACGGCGGGUGUGGCGAUGUCAGACACAUUGUCUGCGUCGACCAUGUAUUGCAACUAUGAUGAUGAGCACUUUCGUGCUAAGGGCUUCCGAUUGCCUUCAAAUCCAUAUUGGCUGGCUCCACCUCAGGGGUCUAUCGUGCCCAUCUGGCACCGUGGAGGAGCGCCAAACUAUCAGCCCUCUCCCCUAAUCUGCAAACAUGUCCAGGAUCCGGUGAAUGCCUGGAGGCGGGAGACGAGGAAAUCAAUUUCUGAAGCCGCCAUCAAGAGAAUUGACAAAACUGAUUCUCCUUUAGCAAUAUCAUGCUCAUCGGCUUCACUUCAGGACCACGACGUUAGCCACCGACAGGAAGCAUCCAACGACGGCGUGAACCAGCGAAGAAUAUAUAUCUGCUUCUGCAGUGCUGCUUCCACUGCGAAAAAGCUGGCGAACGACCUCCAUUCACGACUUCGAUGUGUGGUUGACAAUCAGUACACUCUGAAUCUGGUCACAACGCUUAACGACUUCAAACCCCGCAAGUGUAGUACGGAGGAUAUUCUUCUAAUCGUAGCAAGUACGGCGGGGCAUGGAGAAGUGCCGCUCAAUGGCCAACGCUUCCUCGAAGUCUCUUUCGGAGCCGAAGCGAUUUCUCUCCUCCGAUACUCCAUAUUCGGCAACGGCAGCACUCUUUACGGUGACCGAUACAAUGCUGCAGCGACAGCAAUCAACGAGCAUCUUCUCAACCAAAAAGUAAAGCCACUGCGCGACGGACUCUACACCGGCGAUACUGCACAGGAAGAGCCACCUUGGUCUCAAUUCGACGACUGGUAUAGACAUAUCGUUGAGGCCCUUCAUGUCGAGCCUGAUCUGCUGAAUCAAGUCACGGAUCGAAAGCAAGCGUCAAAAGCCAAAGCUGGAAUGGAGACUGUUUCAUCUUAUUCUCUUGCUAGAAUCGUCACCUGCGCCAGAUCUCAUGCGCAAGGGAUACAGCAUGUGGUCCUGGACAUCGGCGAACAAAGAUAUGAGCCUUUGUCGCACGUCGCUAUGAUCGUACCGAACGACUCGAGCGUUGUGAAGCAGGCUCUCCGGACCGUUGGACUCAAAGGAAAUGAGUCUGCUCAAGUGCUACACCGCCAUCUUUCCGUCGAAGAGUAUUUGGUUGCUUUUGUGGACUUUGACAGACCCUUUUUGAAUCUCGAUUGGGUACAAGGAUGGAACUUCCGUCGAUCUCAAAGACACCUUUUUGGAAGACUGCCACUUCGAGAAGCGCUACAGGCGUUCAGGUGGCCAUGGCGAACGAGCAUUGAUCUGCAAAGCCUGCUUGCGGCGAUGCCCCUCAAGACGCCCCGGAUGUUCUCCGUCGCUUCCUCGCAGAAAGUACUCAAGAAUGGACAUCAUAGUGGCCAGCUUGAUCUUUUGAUCCAGCAUCGAGAAGGCGGUCUGGUCAGUAACUACCUGAAAACAAUCGGACCAGGAGCCUGCGUACAGCUGAAGACGAAUCCGACCGAAGAUGAGACGCUUCUUCAUUCGACCGAUAACCCCAUCAUCUGCUUCGCCACAGGCAGUGGACUUGCACCUGUCCUGUCUCUACUCAGCCAUCGUCUGGAAUUGAUAAAGAGCUCGCAGCAAGGCAGCGAUGGCGAGAAUGGUCGAGCCUUCGGUGCAGUUACUCUCAUCCUCGGCUUUCGAAAGAUGGAUUCGAGCAUCAUCGGCCAAGCUCUUCGUGAGUUCAUCGAAAGGGGCAUCAUCGAUGUGCUCCUCAUGACGCCAAGCAACGAUGAGAAGAUGCGAGCGCAGGACAGAAUCUUCGAUUGCAAUGUUCGUCAGACGCUGGAGAAGAAAUUGAAGUGUGAGGGAGCCGCUGUUUUCGUCUGCGCUUUACCGGAAGCAGCGGCGGACUUUGCGAAGAAUCUUUCGGCAAUGUUGGGCUGCAAUGUACAGGAAGCUCUGGGUGAAAGAUACGUCGAGCAGGUAUAUAAACCAGCUUGCUGA